This is a messenger RNA of Drosophila navojoa, 3319 nucleotides long. RefSeq names its product agrin. Gene Ontology annotation, biological process: cell differentiation; multicellular organism development. The record is from RefSeq and is a predicted model, not a curated record. Gene Ontology annotation, cellular component: extracellular region. Gene Ontology annotation, molecular function: protein binding. Lineage: Eukaryota; Metazoa; Arthropoda; Insecta; Diptera; Drosophilidae.
CGUGUCGUUCGGUACGACGGCGCAGUCGCAACAGCUAAGAUUUUUGUUUGUCGCCGACAGUCGAAUUGGAGCUGGAGCUGGAGCUGCAACAAAAGCCAGGGAGCAGCAUCGAGAACAACUACAAGCGAAGCCUAUAAUUUUAUGAAUGUGUAAAAAGGCAAAGCUCGCGUGCGUGUGUGUGUGUGUGAGAGAGUUAGCGAGCGUACGUAGCGCAUGAUUGUGUGUGUGUGUGUUCAUUCAUUGAAAACGCAGCAGUCCAGCAUCAAUCCACCAACAACAAUAAAUAAUGCAGCCGCUGUAACGUCCAGCGUCAACGUCAACGUCGACAGCGCACGGAACAUCGCAUCACAGCGAAUCAGUCACUUCGCAUGCGAAACUCAACGAGCGCGCAUCAAAAAAAUCAAAUUCAAACGGUUACGGUUAAAGAGUAACGAACUACACUGAAGAAAAGAACUCGAGUGCCCGCCCCGAAAGAGACUAUCAAAAGAUAUUUUGUGUGCAUACAAUAAUAAUAAAAGAAGCGAAACGAAGAAGAAGAAUGAAAGAACGAAUGAGCUGACUGAACAAACGGUAACUGUGGUAAACUUCAAAAGGCAAACACAGUCGUAAUUGAAAUCGAAUUAAAGCAACGUGCAAAAAGGAAAAAAUAACAACAACAACGAAAAAAAAAGUAACAAACAAACAACUAAAAGGCAGGGCGAUAAAAAAGAAAUUAUGCCACAUUGUGCGAGAGGUCAUUGCGAGACGAGUUACCAGCAGAUUAUAUAGAGCUCUUUGCGUAAUUACCGCAAGUCUCGCUUUAAUGUUUAAUAGGCAACCGAAUUAACGCAGGCGGCGCACAGAACACACCAAAUGAGCCAAACGUUAACCGCUAAAAACCGUUAAUUCGAGCUUUAGCCCUCGCCGUUGACGUCGUUGAGCUUCAGCUACAGCUACAGCUACAGCUUCAGCUACAGCUACAACUACAGCUUCAGCUGGCAGCCUGCAGCAGUUCUCUUGCACAGGCGCUGCCUAAAGCUACUGUUGAAAACUUUCUUCCAAGUCGUGUGCGCCGUGAUCUUUGCACGCCGUCGCAUAGCUGGUAUUGAACUUGAGAAGUAGUCGCAGUCGCAGUCGCAGUCGGAGUCGCAGCAGCCGUCGCAGCCACAGCCGCACUCGCAGUAACAACUACAACAACAACAAUAGCAACUGCUUCUAUUUCAAUUGUUAACGAGCGAAAGCGUCGUAGUCACGCAUACACACACACAUACACAUACACACGCACGACUUCGCCUUCGUCGCACUCUUCGUCUUUGUCGGGCUCUACGUCUUCCUUCACUUCGUUUAGGCUAGGCCAGGAAAGUGCAGUCGACAGUGAAAAUGAUGUGCCCGUUCCAGACUCGCUUUAGGCUAAAGUUCCAGUCCCAGCUGUUUGGCGCACUGCUAGCAUGCAUGUUAACGGCAACGCUCACUAAUGGCGCCGUAACAGAUUCACCCAUUAAGAUCAUCAAAUUGCCGGCACAAGCGCCUGUGAUACGCUAUCGAAACGCGGAUGCUGCGCCGGACUCGCUGUUGAUCAACUAUCGGCAGGAUGCGCAGCCCGAGCUGUCGGCCACGUUGAUGCAGGCGCCGGGCGCAGCGGCUGCAGCACUGGAGAAUCUGCUGCAGGAGGAGUUGGAGCAGCAGCAGCAGCUGUCCAUGGGGCGACAGCACCGAGCCAGUGCAUCCAGCACGAAUGCCAACAGCUGUCCUCGGUCGUGCCCGCCCAGCUUGACGGUGGGCGCGGAGCCCGUGUGCGGCAGCGACGGCCUCAUAUAUGCCAAUCUGUGUGAGCUGCGCAAGAAGACCUGCUCCCGCAACGGCGUCUCCCUGGUGAAGGAUGUGCGCGACGGCUGCGAGCGCUCGAAGGGCUCCGACUGCAAGCAUCGCUGCAGCACGGAGAAGGAUCCCGUUUGUGGCACCGACGGACGCACCUAUCUCAAUCGCUGCAUGCUGCGCGUCCAGUCGUGCCGCGUGGGCCUGGCGGCCGUGAAGCUCUCGCAUGUGGGUCCCUGCAGCAACACGAGUGCCCAGCGCGAAUCCUGUCCCGUGGACUGCAACAGUGCACCGAAGGAUGGACCCAUCUGCGCCUCCGAUGGCAAUGUCUACAACUCCACGUGCGAGAUGAAGCUGCACACCUGUGGCCAGGGCGUCGUCAAGACCAGUCGCAAGCACUGCCAGUCGACGCGCAUGUGCCGCGAGUCCUGCUGGCGUGUGGCGCGACCCACUUGUGGCUCGGAUGGCCGGCUCUAUGCGAGUCCCUGCAAGAUGCGCUCCACCAACUGUGGCAAGCACGUGUUCGAGGUGCCGCUGUCCUUCUGCAUGCCGCAGGAGCGACACGGCAGCCAGUCAGCGGAGACAUGCCCCACCGAGUGCCCCAAAUCGGACGCGGAUGCCACCUCACAAUAUGUCUGCGGCAGCGAUGGCAACAUCUAUUCCUCGCUCUGUGAGCUGAAGAUGCUCAACUGCGGACCGCAGCGCAAGUCCAUCCAGAAGAUGAGCAUGGACAAGUGCAAGAAUCGUCUGACCCGCUGCAAGCAGCUGCCGCCAUGCAAGGACUUUAACAAUCUGUUUGGCUCCAUCUUCAGCUCGAAGCGCAACGACAAGCUGUGCGGCACCGAUGCCAAGACGUACAACAACGAGUGUGAGCUGGCCCACGCCACCUGCCUGCGCGGCGUUAAUUUGGCACACAUUGGCCCCUGCACGGACCUGAAUUCGCCUGCCAAGGACUGCGGCGAUGCUUGCACGCGCGCCGAUCUGGAGCAGCAGCCGGUUUGUGGCUCCGAUGGCAACACCUUUGGCUCGAUGUGCGAAUUCAAGCGCCGCACAUGCAACCUGCGCGUCGUGCCCGUCUCGCUGAAGAACUGCGCCCUGACCGCCGACUGUGAAUCCGAUUGCGAUGCGCAGCCGCCGAAUUUCGUUUGCGGCUCCGACAACAAGUUCUACAAGUCCGAGUGCCACAUGCGCAAGGAGAACUGCGGCAAGCAUGUGUUUGUGGUGCCGCUGAAGCGCUGUCUGGCCGCCUUCCAGUUCAAGGGCUGCGCUCGCAUCUGUCCGCGUGAAUUCGAGCCGGUCUGUGGCAGCGACAACAAGACCUACUUGAACGACUGCUUCCUGGACAUCGAGAAUUGUCGUACCAAUAGCACUGUGGCGGUGCAGCAUUACGGCGCCUGUGGACGACCCGAGGCGCCAUCCACCAACUUCCUUUACUAGAAAGGAAUUGCUUCCACAUUUACAUGGCAUUUAAUAUUUUUUAGGCUACACUCUCUAUUGCGUAUUGUAUGUAUGAUAAUUUUUACAA